UCUUUUUUUGUUUUUGGGGGUAUGGCCGAAAAAAAAUGUAAAUUGGUUUGAGUGAGUUUUAUUUUAUUAAUUGUAAUAGAAUUUGAGAGAAAAAGACUCAAUGAUUCAAAGAACACUGAAAGGAACGAAAAAUAUUAGUAAGGUACCUAUGUAUGUAUGUCUAUACAUGCACACAUGGACGUAUUUACACAUAGUUUGUAUGUACAUGGAUUCAAUUUUUAAUGCCUACAUAAGUAGAAAUAUUAAAACAGCGAGAUCAAUUUCAUUUUGACCUUAAGGAAAUAAUUUUACAUGUAUUUCCUGAAAGAGCGAUAGCAAUGUCCGUAUUUAUGUGUGUACCUAUGCUUAUGCAUUAAUAUGUUAUUUUGAGAAGUCAAGGACAUAAAAUCCCUUGAAUUUAUAAAAAAAAAUUUGAAACCUCACAAGUUUGCAAUCAUCCGGAUUUGGUCAAAGUCUUCUGCUUAUAUCGAAAGUUUGGCAGAUUUUUUUUUGUUUUUAAUAAAAAAAGAAGAAUUUUUAAGUUUAUGUAAUCACAUUUAUAUCUAUGAAUAACCCUAAAUUUUUAAGGUUUAAAAUUUAAAAUUUUUGAAUCCCAAACUCGUAGCAACUAAAAGUACUCAAAUCUGUGCUUCAAGUCUCUCCGUGUUUGCUUAUGCAAACAAGUUUUGUUAAUGCACUCACAUCCAAUAUAAUUUACUCAACUCACUCUUAGUUAGCCCUUUUAUUUGCGUCAGUAUUGUAAACUUAAAUCGACUCAUACAAGUGAGAGCUUUCCACUUUCAGUUCACAUUCGCACACUAUUAGCUAUAAAAUAAAGGAACCAUAGAGCACUCCGUAAAGAAAUCUAAAAAUAAAGAAAAAAGAUUGGGCUGCGAAAUGUCUACCCCUUCUUACCGAGACAAAUUUGCUGCUGGACAAACUCAAUUGUUUGGAAUUUCAGAACAUCAGUCCUACUGAGCUGACCAGAAUGUUUCCACAUAAACACACGGUUACAUACGUACAUAUUUACGUAUAUAGCUGAUUACUCAAUAAAGCGUCGAACCCUACUAUGAAAACAAUUCCACUCAAAAACGAAAAAUGCCUCAGCACUCAUAGUAUCUGCAAACACAAAUAUACAUUGCUACUGUUUUCACAGAUGCCUACGGACGCUCAUACCGGCAAGUUGCAAAAGUGGCAAGCCAAAGUACACUGACAAGAGCGAAAUAGCACAAUAUAACAGCAAAAGUAUUUAACUUUAGAGAUACAGAGGAGUGAAUGAACAGGCGAUUGUUGUGAAUGCGAGCAAAGCACAAAGUGGUGAUUACCACAGCAUGUGCCGUGCUGCCGCGAAAGCGUUGCGUAUAAUGAUAACACAAAAACGUCGCAGUGGCUGCUGAGUGUGAAAUUGCGGUUUGCUUCUUUUUUUUUGUCUUAAAUGAAAUCCCGGAUGAAAGAGAGAACGGCUGAGGAUUUUAUGGAUUUGCAGAUGUGUUGUUGUGAAGCGAGAAAUUAAGUGCUUGAAUGAAUGUAAACUAAUAGAUAUACAUAUGUAUAUACGUAUACCUGUAUCUGUACCUGUGUAUAUAUAAAUUUAUUGAACCGAAUAUGUACUUGCAUAAAAUGUAUGCAAACACUAUAUUAAAUCAAUGAAAAUUCAAUAAAAAACCCUUGCUCAGUUGCACAUUGUAUACUCACACGAAAGCAUAGCUUUAAUUUCUUUUUGAACAGCUCUCUUUCCGUUCAGAAGAUAUGUAUAACUACAUGACUGCAUAUGUAUUUAUGUAUGUAUAUAUGAACAUAGAUACAUAUAAAAACCUGCAAAUUCAUACACACUCCCAAUUAGUCUUACAAGCAGUUCCCCUUUUCAUCUACCUGCAACACACCAUUCCAUACAUAUCUAUAACGUAAACUCAAUUCCAAUCGGUCACUGAGCACCGUUACAAAUCUAUACUCAACUCAUUUACCCAGCUUUAUGAUACAUUUCAAAGCGUCGCCCUAGUUGCUCUGGCAAAUGUUGAUGGUCUCAUUGCCGCGACGAAGUGAUAUGAGUAUGAGUUCAGUCACACAUACUGUGAGCGUAGAAGAGUCAGAGCCAGAGCCACUGCCACCACAAUUGAGUGUUUCAGCAGCGUCUCUGUCAUUUUCGUACAGAACAUUUCGCUGUCGGUAUCACCCGAACGUAAGCGCCGCAGCUACUGCUUCUGCUGCUGCUGCUGCUGUUGUCGUCUGAAAUGUGUGCAUAGUCAUAGCGCGUACAAAGGCGCAGAUAUUACCAAUUACACGAAUUUUUAUACUCUUUUAAAAAUUUCGUUUUAUUAUAAUAUUUAUUAUCGUAGAGCGCAGUAGUGUCUGCGGAGCGUUUAGCGUUUUGUGUUUGCGCUGACUUUGUAUAUCCGACGAACAACAGAAGCGUAGCCAAGCGUAUACAAAAAUACCAGUAAUCCGACGUAUCCAAGUCGAUUGCAAAGUGUACGUACGAGCGAGUGCCGUGAAAGCGAAAUUUCGCGUCUUAUUGUCUUUUAACUGUUUGUGAUUAUUACUACAAUACGAGCGACAAUCGUCAAACGCCAUACGCCAUUGCCAUAACACCAUAUAUCUGUUACAUACAACAAAGCAAUAAAUAAAUAAUACAGUCAUUCCAAUGAUAUGUACACUCCAAUUCGAUUUGCGUGCUCAACAGAUAAUAUACAUACAUGAAAAAAAAGAAACUUGAAAAGUAUAGUUGCGAGGUAUAAGAAAUAUUAAAUAUAUUAUAUACAAGUACCCAAUACGCACUUUUGAAUUGAAAAGUUGAGUAAAAUCUAACUCGUAAAUACAAACGGAUUUUAUGGAUCCACGUGGUGAUUCCUCUCUAUAAAAUUUCAAAGAAAGUAAAACCGACUGAUUUCAAAAUACAUAAAUAAGCAAGUUUAGAGACCAGGGACUCGAACUAAAAAAGAAUGUGCAAUGUCAAAAUUUGUUUUCGAUAGUAUGCUACCAAAGUAUCCACAGUUUCAGCCAUUUAUCAGUUCACAUUUAACCUCAACCUCACAAAAUUCGUCAUCAGCAGCUGUUGCCGCCGCUUUAGCCGCCGCUGCAGCCUCCUCUACGGCGUCCGUUAAUACACUCGCUAACAACUUAAGUAGUAGUCACGGUCACAUUAGUACCAAUAAUCACAACAACGGCAAUCACAUAGCUUCUGUAGCCGUCCACUCAUCAUCGCUGUCGCCAUCGUCGUCCAGUGUUAACAUUAGCAGCAGCCAUUUAAAUCAGUCGUCCAAUUCGCCGGUGUCUUCGUCCUCGCCUUCAUCCACCACGUUUGGCGCGCUAACGCAUCAGCAACAACAGCAACAAUUGCAGCAGCACCAUCACCACCAUCAACAACAACAGCAGCAACAGCAUCACAGUCAGUAUUCAUUGUCCGCCGCCUUGCAUUUACAACAACAACAACAGCAAUUGCAUAUUAAUAAAUUAGCCGCAGCCGCUGCAGUAGUCAAUUCACAGAGUGGCAACGGUCUAGGACACAGCGUUCAACAGCAACACCAACUAUCUCAUCAACAACUAUUGCUUACACCACCGUCGGCGACCAAUUCGCAAACAGGUGAAAGCAGUUGCUCACCCUCGCCGUCGGCGACAUCAUCAUCGCUGCAUCGCAGUAUCAACGAUCACUCACCCACCUCAGCAUCUGCCGCCGCUGUCGCAUCAGCAGCAGCCGCUAGUACUGUAGCCGCAGCAGCAGCCGCCGCCGCCGCUGCCUCUUCGUUUGCUAUACCCACCAGCAAAAUGUAUCCAUACGUAUCUAAUCAUCCCACAUCCCACGGUAUCUCUGGCAUGCCGGGAUUUUCCGGACUGGAGGAUAAGUCAUGCAGGUACACAGACAGUAUCAUGAACAGUUACCAAUCAAUGAGCGCACCAGCUUCAGCGUCCAGCUUUGCACAAUUCUACCAACAUGCUGCCGCCGCAACGGCUGCAUCUGCUGGAGCUGUUGGCGUUGACUCACUUGGUAACGCAUGCACGCAGCCAUCGACGGGUGUACUGUCCACCGGCAGUGCCGGUCAAAGUAUUGCCGAUUUGCCAAGAUAUCCAUGGAUGACAUUGACAGAAUGGAUGGGAAGCCCUUUUGAAAGAGUCGUCUGUGCAGACUUCAACGGUCCCAAUGGUUGUCCACGUCGACGCGGUCGUCAAACAUACACACGAUUUCAGACACUUGAAUUGGAGAAGGAGUUCCACUUUAAUCAUUAUUUAACGAGGCGGCGGAGAAUCGAGAUCGCUCACGCACUCUGUCUCACUGAACGUCAAAUAAAAAUCUGGUUCCAAAAUCGGCGCAUGAAAUUAAAAAAGGAAUUACGCGCUGUUAAAGAAAUCAAUGAACAGGCCCGACGCGAUCGCGAGGAGCAAGAAAAGAUGAAAGCUCAAGAGUCCAUGAAAUCCGCCCAGCAAGUCAACAAACAAGUGCAACAACAGCAGCAACAGCAACAACAGCAGCAACAACAACAACAUCAACAGCAACAACAGGACCAUCACUCGAUUAUUGCACAUAAUCCAGGGCAUCUACACCACUCCGUGAUGGGACAGAAUGACCUGAAACUUGGUUUAGGUAUGGGCGUUGGAGUUGGUUCGGGUGUGGGCGUUGGUGUGAGCGGCGGCAUUGGUAGUAAUUUGGGAAUGAUGAGUGCGCUCGAAAAGAGCAAUCACGAUCUGCUCAAGGCAGUUAGUAAGGUGUCUUCGUAAAUUUGCAAGCAUUAACAACAACAACAAAAACAACCGCUGUCCUGGCUGACAGUGAAGUGAUUUAAUAGAUGGCGAGGAGAUGCCAUUGCUUCCCAGUUGACUAUUGAUUUACAUACAUAAGCUGAAUUGGAAAGCUGAAAUAUAUUCAAAACACACAAAAGAUGAUAACUUAAAUACGUAAAACAUUUUACAUAGUAAAUUAGUUGUAUAAGUAUACCAACUAUAAACCCAUAUAUAUAUAUAUAUAUAUAUAUAUAUAUAUAAACUAUACUUAAACUCAAAACGUCUAUAAAUAUCAGAUAUAUAUAUAUAUACAUAUAUAUACAUAUAUAUACAUAUAUAUAUAUAUUGAGUAUGAUUCGGAAAUAAGCAACUUCAGAAACACGCGUAAUACACUUAAUUAAUAUGUGCAGGUUUAUUAACAUUAUUUACAUACAUACGAGUACAUACAUAUAUACGUUCAUGUGCAUGUACAUAUAUGUUAGCUUACUUAUCCAAAAUGCUUGUAAAUGUACUCAAUAAUUGGGAAAAGGGAUGAACGAACAUUAAAAUUCGUCGCCAGGAAAUACUUGCGUCGUGAAGCGAACCGGUUUUACAUAAAGCUUACGAUUCUGUUUCUGCUAAAGAAUGUAGAUUUAUGCGAAUAACAAUGUGAAUUGUGCCAGUUGUCUGCAACUCGUGCAAAUGAUAAUAACACUGUUGUAAGAUGAGUUGUUUAGGUUAAUUAAGUAUUUAAAGUAAAGGCUUUCUGAUGGCAGCAAUACCGUUUCGAGGAUUUUCAAUAUAAUUACACUUCAUUUUCAUAGAUUACUGCUCGUGUUAACUCAAGCAAGGUACGAAUUCCGUUUAUAAGUCGAAAUGAUAGAGUACAUAAAUUUGUACUUCUUUCCAUGAUUUUUUAAACUGAAUUUGAUGUUUUCUGGUUUAUUACUUAUUUAUUGGAUUCAUAUGCACUGAAUAUUUGAAAAGUAUUCCUAAUUCUAUUUUAAUCUUCAUUAACUUUGUAUCUUCUACGCACUGUGUUUUCGUUAUUAUUGAAAAAUUAUUUGAAAAAAACUCUCAAAUGCCAUAAAUUAGUGAUAAAAAUUUGCUUACGAAGUUAUCACAAAAUAAAAAAAAAACAAAAAAAAAUUAAUGUUAACUACUAUUUAUAAUCUAAUGAUUGCAACUUAAAUCUCAUUAAUGUAAAAAAGAAAAAUCGAUAGGUUGGAAUGGAAAUGUAAUGCGAUAUUUACAUAAAUUUAAAUUAACUCUAAAAUGCGAAGUCGACGGAUGGAUGGCCAACACUUGAGGGUGUAGCCAGUGAAAUAUAAAUACGUACAUAAAACAAAUAAGCAAAUAAACCCUAUACAAAUUAUCCAGUGACUAAAUCUAAAUUUAUAUUUGAAAUAAUUUUAAGUAAUGUAACUUUUUACAAGAGAGCAAAAUCAACUCUGCAGAUCUAAGCAUAGAGUUGCUGAAAGUAAUGUUUUAUAAACAUUUAAAGCAAUUUAAGGAAUGUCCUCCCCGCAAAUUUAUAAUGAAAAUACAAAAUGCGUGUGCGUACAAUUAUUGUCAACAUGUAGGAUUGUAUUCCCACAAAUUGUUUUAUUAGUUUUUUUUUUUUAAGAUAUGCGGCAAACAGAAUAUGUAUGUUAAUUACUUAAGACCAAAAUGAAACGAAUAAAACAUUGGUUAGAAAACAAUAUCUCAAUAUACGUAUUAGAAUUAAGAACCAAUAUAAAUGUACUAUACACUUACAUACAUAAAUACAUACAUACAUAUAUGCUAUUUACUACAAUAUU
Molecule: messenger RNA, 6473 nt
Organism: Ceratitis capitata (Mediterranean fruit fly)
Lineage: Eukaryota; Metazoa; Arthropoda; Insecta; Diptera; Tephritidae
Product: homeobox protein abdominal-A
Exons: 7
Coding region: 2926-4689 (587 amino acids)
Biological process (GO): negative regulation of transcription by RNA polymerase II; anterior/posterior pattern specification
Cellular component (GO): nucleus
Molecular function (GO): DNA-binding transcription factor activity, RNA polymerase II-specific; RNA polymerase II cis-regulatory region sequence-specific DNA binding
Source: RefSeq, a predicted model, not a curated record